Molecule: messenger RNA, 3899 nt
Organism: Paramuricea clavata
Lineage: Eukaryota; Metazoa; Cnidaria; Anthozoa; Malacalcyonacea; Plexauridae
Source: the annotation of a GenBank genome assembly
AUGGCAUAUUACUUACUUGAGCAGUUUUUAGAGGUAAUUCGAAUAUCAUUGUAUAUAUCACUGAUUUACCAUUUUGUACUCUACAAUUCAAGAGCUAAUUCAAGAGCUGUGAUAAUACCAUUGUUAAACUACAAAGGAAUCCUUUUGCAGAGCAAGUACCAUAUAAGAAGGCCUUAGACGAUGCUGUGGUGGAAGCAUCAAAUUCUGUUGGAGAAAUUAUAAGGUUUGGAAAAGCACUUAAGAACAGCCAAGAUUACUUCGACAAUGACAUACGUCCAUUCCUUCAAGGAUUUAUUGACGAUGCCAGGUUGCUUAGCACCUACACUAUCGCAUUAUUUGCAGCUGAAACGGUAAAUUAAAUACAAAUAAGAUAUUUAUUCAAACUUUGUAUCAUAUAUCCUUCACAAAGUAUACGACAAUUUGUACAUCCAUUACACAGCCAUAUUCAUUGUGCUAUUUUUACGUGUAAUUAUUACUGAAACAAUUCUGUGAACUGAAUCAUAUACACUAUACGGGCUGAUUGGUCAUAUACGACGACGAAAUUGAGUAUAGUGUAAGGUUAGGGGCACCCAACGGCUGGAAUGUACUCAGUAUGGCAAUAUGUUGAUAGUUUGGUGAUUUGCCACACAACCCUAAACCUGAGAUAACUGCUGCUUGUUUUUAAAUGUUGCUUCGAACACUGUUAAUUAAUUGAAUAUUUACCCAAACUCCAAACCAACAGUUCUGACCUCCAAAGAAGUAGACUGUCUUGUUUACACAGCCUACCAUCGAUAGAGGAAAUAUUAGAUAGAGGGUCAGAGAUUGGUUGCUUAUAACGAUUUUCUAAUAUUUGUAUAGAUACUUGAAAGCGCAAAUUGUGAAGAGGAAAAGGCUGACUUAAGGGUUCACAUUAGAAACAUCAUCUACCCUCAUGGAAUCAAGCAUUCCCAAAUAGAAAAUAACAAUAUCUAGACAGCGGAUCAUCUUGGCUUCAUUGAAGAACUGUUGAACAUCGUAUCUGACUGGUCCCCAGUAACAACUUGUGUGUUUUUAUCUUUGGAAGUUAAAGCAACAUGAUUGAAAAAAUAUUGCUUAGCUUUUUAAAAUAUGUUGUAUUGUUACUUCAGCUUGCGGAAGUCAGUCAGCGGAAGCAACAGAAAGUAACUACGGCAUUCUAACGUGCAAUAAAAGCAAAUCUCUUCCUACAAACACCCAAAACAGUAUUCCAUCUGGCGAUGAAAGUGAAUCUCUGCCUACAGACACCCAAAAUGGCAUUCCAUCGGAUGAUGUAAGCAUAUCUCUGCCUACACAGACUCAAAAUGGCAUGCCUACACACACCCAAAACAGCAUUACCUUGGGUAAUGAAAGCGAAUCUCUGUCUACACACACCCAAAACGGCAUUCCACUGGACGAUGAAAGCGAAUCUCUGGCCCUCGCACCCAAAACAGCUUUCCACUGGGCGAUGAAAGUGAAUCUCUGUCUACACACACCCAAAAAUGCACUCCAUUGGGCAAGGAAAGUGAAUCUCUGCCUCCACACACACAAAACUGCACUCCACUGGCUGACGAAAGUGAAUCUCUGCCUACACACACUCAAAAUGGUAUUCCAUCGGGCGAUGAAUGUGAAUGUCUGCCUACACACACUCAAAACGGCAUUCCAUCUGGUGAUGAAAGUGAGUAUAUGUCUACAGACAUACCAAGCGAUCCUGCAGGUGCCAAUAACAAUUUGGAUGACAGUGGACUCUUUCAUUAAGGUAUGACAUCUGUUGAUGAGUUCUGACUCAUACAUGAAUCUACAUUCAAGGUACCAAGGCAUGCAUCCAUGUUUAAUACAUGCUACAUGGGUAGAUAAAGGUUUUAUUAUAUGGGAAUGCAACAGACAGGAAUCUGUUUGAUUCUAUUCUAACUUAGAUUAAACAACCCUAGAUUAACAUCAGUACUGUGAAAAAUGUAUGUGUUGGGAUGGCUCAUGUUAAAGUGUUUAUGCAACAAAAUUUUGGACAUCGUUUUUUUUUCACAAAUGUGAAAGACCAAGGUGCCUCGAGUACUAUGCAAAAAAAACAAAAUUAAAACCAGACAUAUAGAACUCAUUUUAUAACGUCUCAAAAAUAGUGAUUUUGAGAGUUACUUGCGAAAAUUGAUCGCAGCUGCGUGAUGUCACAAGUAGGACGCAAUAAUCCGCAAAAUGGAAAUAAACAUGGUGAGCAAAGGUGAAUCUAACCAUCACAGUGGCAAAUAUUGUGUCAUUGGCGGACCACAUAAUGUGAGCUGUACGAAUGUCCAACACACAAAAGAAGUCUCAAUCCAUAAAUUACCAAACAUGACUAAAGAGCCUAAAAGACACACCAAAUUGGUUAAAUUUGAAAUCGGACGUCAGUAUUAUGUGGCAGCAUUUCAAAGAUUUGUGUUUCAAACAAAAUAGAAUUAUUGCAGCUUUGCUGGAUAUAAAGACAAGGUUAAAGUGUGAUUCAAUACCAACACUUGACAACGCAAAAGAAGUCAUGCAGAUAGAGAAAUCACUUUCAAAUAGGAAACGUAGAAAGCUGAGAAUUUAAAUAUAUAGACUGAAUAUAUUAAUAAAUUUAUAUAUGUUUGAUACUCUGGGGCCGGUUGUAUAAAAACGUUAUUAGCGCUAACUGUACUUAGCGCUAAUCACUGUAGUUAAAUCCUUAACUGUAAUUAGUUAACUACAUGACUUAACUGCAUUGCACAAAACGUAGUUAGUCGGAUAGUUAACUAAUCACAUAGUUAACUGUGCGUGGAGCUUGCGUGGGGGAACACAAAAUUACAUAAAGUAAGCAGCGAACAAUGACUGCUGACAUGCAUUUUUAACAUGAUUGUGGACUCAUAUUUUGCAAAUAGGCAGGAAUUUUAUUCAAAACACUAGAAAGCAGUGAAAAAUAAACAAGGAAACAAGGAAAAAUAUCCACAAAAAUCAUAAAAGAAUGCAGUUUUUCCUUGAGAUGUCUACGUUAAACCAAGGUAUAGCUGUUUGGCAAUUAUAUAUCAGUGUUUCUUGGUGUAAUGGACCAUACUUCGUCUUCGAGAAAUCCUCCUGUGCAAAAAUAUGUUCUGUUUUCGUAAAAACACCAAAGCGAUAGCGUUUGAAGAGUUUAUAUUAUCAGGAAACAUUGACAGGGAAAAUAGCGAUUGAAAAUCUCAGGUAAGUGUUGCUUUUCAUUAUUGUUUUACUGAAAAAUGUUGUUCACUCCUAUACAAAUGCCAUUUUUAACUACGUUUUGGACAGUUAACUAUACGCUAAAGCAUAGUUAACUUUAAUUACUUUUUAACUGCAGUUAAGACUAACUACACUUUUAUACAACCGGCUUAACUAUGUGAUUAAAGUUAACCACUUUUUAACUACUUUUUAACUGCAGUUAGCGCUAACUACAUUUUUAUACAACUGGCCCCUGGUGUACAAUAAACUGUAAACAUGUUUGAGAUUGCUGUUUUCAUGAAUUGCAUUGUUUUGUUCUAGAUUAUGUGUGCUAUCCCUCUUCAAGUAGGGGACCAAAGUAUACUGGAGAAGAGUACGUCUUCAAAAGUGACCGAAAUCGAGGACAUCACAUAUUCGCCAAAUACUAUACAUGCAUCUGAAAACACACAGGAGCGAUUUUUGCCAAAUGAGCCUGAAUGCCAUAGCUGUACAAAAUUAAAGGCGAAAGUUGUUAAGCUGCAGAAGAAAAUAAGCUACCUGACGAAGAGACAACAAGAACUAAUCUCCAGAACUGAAAAGGUUAGAAACACUUUGUUUUGUUUACAUUUGGAAACACCCCUUGCUUUCAUGCUUUGUUUACCUUUAAUUUCCUGCAUAUUUUUCUGGCAGGUAAAUUUUCGAUUUAUAUACAGUAUAAUAAAAUAGAUUAUGUUUUGCAUUGUUUAAUCUACAGCACAGAACAAUUAAUAACAAAACUCUACUGA